Helianthus annuus (common sunflower) is the source of this 1959-nucleotide messenger RNA. RefSeq lists its product as uncharacterized. Bases 1 to 1959 code for a protein of 652 amino acids. The transcript has 8 exons. The record is from RefSeq and is a predicted model, not a curated record. Lineage: Eukaryota; Viridiplantae; Streptophyta; Magnoliopsida; Asterales; Asteraceae. Gene Ontology annotation, cellular component: plasmodesma; plasma membrane.
AUGUCAUUGUUCAUCUACAACAAAGGCCCCGUCACAUCAUACCUUCUUGUCUACGUUGAUGAUCUAGUCCUAACUGGCAAUAACCAUGACUUUCUUGACCUCUUCACUACCUCUCUUGCUAAUCGGUUCCCCAUCAAAGACCUUGGCUCUCUUUACCAUUUCCUUGGUAUUGAAGCUAUCCAAACCACGGAUGGUCUCUUUCUUUCCCAACAUCGUCACAUUCAAGACCUUCUCAACACUUACCGCAUGGAUGGUGCCAAAGAGGUUCACACACCUCUUGGUACCACAGACACACUCUCUCCUCAUGAUUCCUCUCCUAAAAUCGAUCCAACUCCUUACCGAAAGCUUGUUGGUUCACUUCAAUACUUGGCUUUCACCCGGCCCGAUAUUUCCUUUGCUGUGAACAAAUUAUCUCAAUUCAUGCAUAUGCCAACUCAAACCCACUGGCAAGCCCUCAAACACGUUUUACGCUAUCUCAAAGGGAAGAUUCAAAGGAGGAAAUAUGAUUUGGUGGAUUUAUGGGGGAGCAAGAGGUUACUUGGUGAUGCACAAAAGAAGGAGAAUGUAUCACUUGUGUUGGCUCAAGAAAGAACAAGAAGAAAGGAUCCUCUUAAUAAAUUCAAGAUAUAUAGAGGAGGAUGGAACAUCACAGAAAGCCAUUAUUGGGCUUCAGUGGCGUUCACGGCUGCACCAUUCCUCAUGGUGGCUGCAGCAUGGUUCGUGAUUUUCGGUCUAUUCUUAUCUAUAAUACUCUUGUGCUACUGUUGUUGCCGAAAAGAACAAUACGCCUAUUCGAAAACCGCCUACACUCUAUCCCUCAUCCUCCUAAUUCUCUUCACCAUCACAGCAAUUGUCGGAUCGAUUGUUUUGUACACGGGCCAAGGGAAAUUCGACCAAAGUACAAAUAAAAUGUUGAAAUAUAUCGUUCAUCAAGCCGAACUAACUGCUGAGAGACUCGGUAAAGUCUGUAAUGAUCUUGCAGCUGCGAAGAAAAUAACCGUUGCACAAGUGUUCUUGCCUGUUAAUAUGCAAGAUGACAUUGAUGAGAUACAAACCAAGCUUAAUGUUUCGGCUGUUGAACUUUCACAUAAGACCAAAGAAAAUCGAGAACGCAUCCAUGAUAUCCUUCAACGUGUGAGUAUAGCGUUGAUCGUUAUAUCCGCUGUGAUGCUGCUUUGGACAUUUCUUGGAUUCUUCUUUUCAAUUUAUGGCUUGCAAUGCAUGGUUUACAUAUUGGUACUUUUUGGAUGGCUUUUUGUGACCAUAACGCUUAUAUUAUGCGGCGUGUUCCUUUGUCUCCACAAUGUGACUGCGGACAGUUGCGUGGCAAUGAGCCAGUGGGUGGCGAACCCAACGGCUCGUACAGCUCUAGACGACAUCUUGCCAUGUGUCGACAAUGCUACCGCUCACGAGACCUCAAAGCGGGCCAUAGAAGUCACUAUCCAAAUCGUAACGGUGAUCAACCAGGUUAUAAAAACGGUCUCGAAUGGCAAUUUUCCGCCAAGCUACGCGCCACUUUACUACAACCAGUCAGGCCCGAUGAUGCCGCCCCUUUGCAACCCGUACAAUUCCGACUUCACGAACCGAACGUGUAACCCAAAUGAAGUGGCAUUAAGUGAAGCCACACGCGUGUACAAAAAAUAUGUUUGUCAAAUUUCAUCUAGCCAGAUGUGCAUCACCACGGGUAGGGUUACACCUGACUCGUUUAGCCAAAUGUCGGCCGCGAUAGAACUAAGCUACACAUUGUACCUAUAUGGGCCGUUUUUGGUGGAUCUUCAAGAUUGUACGUUUGUCCGCCAAACUUUUACGGACAUCUUGGAAGACCAUUGCCCAGGACUAUGUCGCUACCUCAACUGGAUCUAUAUCGGGCUGUUGAUGGUGUCGUUAGCGGUGAUGUUUUCGCUCAUUUUUUGGGUUAUUUAUGGAAGAGAAAGGAGAUAUCGUGUUUAUACAAAUUAG